CAGAAAUGCUGGCAACUGCAAAUCUGGGCUAUGUGAGUCCUGAGACGGUGGUUAACGGCAUCAUGUCCCACGCAGCACAGGCUCUGCUAUGACUGUGGAUGUCAGUGUGAAUGACUUUACAUGGCGCUCCAAGCAAAGACAACAGGUGGAGCUCUGAUGGAAUACUUCACUGCCCCCAGAGCCAAUUACACAAUAGUAGGAGAAGCAAUAAGAUACGUCAUCCCGGCAGAAGUGCAAUGCUCGGUCGGCUGCGGAGGUCAAGCCUGCAAGUAUGACAGCCCGACUCAUUGGAGAGAUGACCAGCAGGCUAUCAAAGGCCUCUACUCAUCCUGGGUUACAGAUCAUCUUCUCGCCACAUCCAGACCCUCAACAGAGAUCAUCGAGAAAUAUCACAUUAUCGAUCAAUUCAGAAGGAAUGGCAUCAAAACACUCAUCAACCUACAGUUACCUGGCGAACACGCCCACUGUGGGAACCCUCUGGAGCCGGAGAGCGGCUUCUCAUAUCGCCCAGAGGUCUUUAUGGAAAACAACAUUUAUUUCUACAAUUUUGGCUGGAGUGACUAUGGAGUGGCCAAUCUCACCACUGUGCUGGACAUGGUGAAGGUGUUGGCUUUUGCCCUGCAGGAGGGAAAAACAGCCAUCCACUGUCACGCUGGUCUUGGUAGAACAGGUGUGCUGUUAGCAUGUUUCUUGGCCUACGCUACCAGGAUGACCGCAAACCAGGCUAUCUUAUAUGUGCGCGCUAAACGUCCCGGCUCAAUCCAGACCAGAGGUCAGCUUCGUUGUGUCCGGCAGUUUGUCCAGUUCCUCGCCCCGUUGAGGAGCGUGUUCUCCUGUGCUGAACCCUGGUCUAACCCAGUCACGUUGACCCAGUACCUGAACCGUCAGAGACACGUCCUGCAUGGCAACGAGAGGAAGGAGCUGAGGCACCUACCAAAGAUUGUCCGGCUGAUAUGUAGACUGCUGAUGGACAUUGCAGAUAAUCGAGAGGUGAUUGAGGAGGACAUUCUGGAGGCCCCUGAUAUUUAUGACAUAGAGAUGACUCUGUCCAUGAUUGAGAAGCUGGGCCCUGGACUAUUUGCAAAUAGGCCCCGCUUACCAGGUACGCCGACCUUACCCAGACAUUUCAAUGAGCCGGCCAUCUUCUACCACCGCAAAAGUCUGAGCUACAGCGAGUCCGACUUGAGAAGACUGGGCUCAGAACUCAAUCUCCUCACGCAACCUCUCCAAUCCCUGUCCCAGAAUAAUGUUGACAUGUCUGUUGUACAGUGUCAAGGUUGGGGCAGCAACACAUCUGACACCUUGACAGGCUCACUGUGGCAUCUCAAGAAUGUAGAGAAGCAAAAAGAUGGAUCCAUUCUAUUGAAGAAAGUGAAGUCAAGCCCCAAAAUCCAGCGCAGUGAGUCCAUGGGAAACAAUAAUCCUGUCAAAAAAGGGUGCAUGCUGUCCAGGUGGAAGGUUGAGCAGAGGGAGGAGCUGGUGAUGAAUGGGUUGAAGUCAGGCGGCACGGAGUCAGAGGUGCCGUUCAUCACCUUGCAGUCAGAGUUGUCCCUGGGCGCCAGGAGGGUGCUCGUGGCUCAGGCCCUGGCAGUGGACCUUUUUCAGGACGGGGAGGAAGAGCACAAGUGCAAAGUCUUCGCCUGGCAGGCGGAGCUGAACCAAGGUGGUGCGUGGGAGAGGCUGUGUAUGGAGCGGGAUCCCUUCAUCCUCACUGGACUCAUGUGGGCAUGGUUGGAGCAGUUAAAAGAGCCCGUGGUCUCCAUUCAGGAUGUCAAGACCCUGAAUCCCGACAACACCGAUGCUCAAACUGUCCUCAACACACUUGACCAGGCUCCUAAAGAAACAUUAUCAUGCAUACUGGAUUGUCUGGCUCAUAUGCUGAUGAUACCAGAGGAGGUUGAACACGCAUUCCUGAAUCGUAUCAUCAAGGCUUUCACCUGGAUGGAUUCCAACUCGGAUGAGGGGAGAAGCGUGUACGAGUCCAUGACAAGAGUCCUUCGGUGUGUCCUCGAGGACAUGAGACGUAUGGCCAGCAGCACAGAGGGGGCACCUUGGUCUCCCUUCUCUUCACAUUGCCUGCCAUACAUGUAAACGUGGUGGAAGAGAAGAGAAUGCUCGUGUGCCUUGACAAUAUCGUGUCAAAUUUAAUAAGCAAGUUUGUCAACGUGGGCUAAAUAUGAGCACUUGUGUAGUUUAUUGCAGUUAAUAUAUGACUAUAACUUGCCAUAGUGUUGUGGAGGCAACAUAUUGAAGAAAAUUGUUUUUUUUGCAAUACAACAUGCCUUAAACCUGCUCACGUUCUUUAUUGAUAUACAUAAGGUCCAUAAAAUAAUAGUCAUUUUCUCAUUAAUCAUAAUGUAACAGACAGUGUAUAAAUGCCAUACUGCUUCUCUCUUUUUUUGUACACUGACCUACAAAUACAAUCGUAUUAUACACAGAAAAUAUAACCAAGAGUGAAUAAUAAAACCAAAUGUUAAUCUUUU
Molecule: messenger RNA, 2483 nt
Organism: Solea solea (common sole)
Lineage: Eukaryota; Metazoa; Chordata; Actinopteri; Pleuronectiformes; Soleidae
Gene: ptpdc1b
Product: protein tyrosine phosphatase domain containing 1b
Exons: 10
Coding region: 121-2091 (656 amino acids)
Biological process (GO): cilium assembly; protein dephosphorylation
Molecular function (GO): protein tyrosine/serine/threonine phosphatase activity
Source: RefSeq, a predicted model, not a curated record